AUGUCACAGCUAAUUGUUGUUCUGGGAAUCACCGGCGUACAGGGAAGCUCUGUUGCCGACACGUAUCUUCACUCUGCGGGUUGGAAAGUUCGUGGCGUGACUCGCAAUCCUGAGUCUGCAAGUGCCAAGGAGUGGGCGGCCAAAGGUGCCGAGAUCGUCCGAGGCGAUGUCAACGAUGUCAAGUCUCUGAAGAGAGCAUUCGUCGGUGCCAACAUCAUCUUCGGUGUUACGGAUUUCUGGACCAUCUUCAAAGACCCCGAGAGCAACAACAAGAAACGUCCUGGCCAAGAACUCGUUGAAUACUGCUACGAGGUCGAGCUGCAGCAAGGCAAGAACAUCGCUGAUGCGGCGGCCACCGUCCCUGGCCUCUCUCGAUACGUCUUCAGCUCCAUGGCCCAUGCGACGAAAUCGAGCGGCGGAAAAUACAAUACGCUUUUCCACAUGGAUUCCAAGGCCGAAGCAGCCUCGUAUGCCCAAAGCCUGCCAUUGCUCCGUGGCAAGUUCUCGCAGAUCCAGGCACCUAUUUACUUCCAGCUGCCCUGGCAGUGGGGACUACCUACGACCCCACAGAAGCAAACUGAUAGAACCUGGCGCAUGAGGGGCGUUGGCCCAGGCGACAAGGGAAUUCCGUUUGGAGAUGUCCAGAAAGACUUUGGGCCAUCUGUCAAAGCAGUUGCCGAGGCCGAGCCCAACGUGAACCUGUUUGCAGUCGGAGAAUACGUGUCCUGGGCAGACUACCUGAGAAUCUUCUGCGAGACUCAAGGUCUGAAGUACGGUGGCUAUGACGAACUCUCGUAUGACGAUUUCUGCAAGUUACUUCCCGGAGGUCUUGGUCAUGAGUUCAGUCACAAUGUUCUGUUUGCUCAUGAAUUUGGGUACGAAGGAACAGACCCAUCAGUUAUUAAACCAGAGAAGCUAAAUCUCAAGAUGACUUCUCUCCGUGAGUACUGUCAGAGUACUGACUUUUCUGCGAUCUUGUAA
Ilyonectria robusta is the source of this 981-nucleotide messenger RNA. RefSeq names its product NmrA-like family protein. Bases 1 to 981 code for a protein of 326 amino acids. The transcript is spliced from 4 exons. The record is from RefSeq and is a predicted model, not a curated record. Lineage: Eukaryota; Fungi; Ascomycota; Sordariomycetes; Hypocreales; Nectriaceae.